Messenger RNA from Caenorhabditis elegans, 425 nucleotides. It is a transcript of the gene F46E10.18, whose product is annotated as KilA-N domain-containing protein. The record is from RefSeq and is marked reviewed. Lineage: Eukaryota; Metazoa; Nematoda; Chromadorea; Rhabditida; Rhabditidae. The transcript is spliced from 3 exons. Bases 101 to 352 code for a protein of 83 amino acids.
UUCUUGCUGCUCAUAAACAAAAAUCAUCAUGCGUUUCAAUAAAUGUUCAUUAUUCGCAAUUCUGACUAUCACAUGGAUAACUGUAACAAAUGGCACUCUGAUGAAUCAAGCCAAUCCACGUCUCGGAUUUCCACCCAAUACCCAAUCAGUUGCCAAUGCUCUUUAUUCGGCAAUUGAGCUAUCACUGGCAGCGAUCUCUCAUGAUCAGAUUCAGAAAGAAGUUGACGCUUUGAAACGUAACAUGCAAGAAUUGUCUCGUCAACAGUACAAAAAAGUCAAACCAGAUGCUAACUUUGCGUAUGAAGUUGAAAAAACUAGAGGUUUCAAAUACCAACCAUUGCCGUCAUCUUAGAAAUCCUUGAAAACAAGGUCUCUUUUUUUUCAAAUUUCUAGGUCACAGACCUUGAUAAUGAAUGUUUCAUAAU